AUGGCGCCGCCGUCAAACGCCCCGCCGCCGGGCGCCAACGGCGUGCUGCCCGUGCCUGCCGCCGCUCUGCAGAAAAACACCACCCCGGCUGCCGCCAACGGUGCGCCCCGCGCCGCCACCAAUCGCUCCCACCAGCCGCGCCUUAAGCUUGUCGUGCGCCGCCUGGCCCCGGCCCUGACGCAGCAGGAAUUCGAACUCGCCAUGGGCGACGAGUGGAAGCUGGGCCAGGGCAAGGUCGAUUGGUUCACCUACAAGGCCGGCAAGAUUUCCAAAGACCUGGCAAAGCCUUCGAAGCCAUCUCGUGCCUACUUCCGCCUGACUGAUCAAGCCCACGUCGUGCCUCUUGCCGACAAGGUGCGCAAGACUGCCUUCAACGACGCGAAGAACUCCACGAGAGACCCCGUCCUGAUCGGUCCCCCCACCGUCGAGUUCGCCCCCUUCAGCCGCACUCCCGGAGGCCGUCGCCGCAACGAUGCUCGCCAGGGCCUCAUCGACCAAGACCCAGAGUUCAAGGACUUUCUCGAAAGCCUUACCAACCCGGCCCCGAAGCCUGCGCCAGUUGACAAUGUGGUUGAUGAUGCGACUGUGAAGAAGGAGGAGGUCAAGACGACCCCGCUGAUUGAGCAUUUGAGGGAGAAGAAGGCUGCCAAGGAGAAGCCACAACCCGCCAAGGGCCAGGGCAAGCACACACGGGGAGAGUCUAAGGAUGAAAAGGCAACUUCCAAGUCUGACAAGAAGAGCCGCAAGAGUGCCAAGGAAGAGAAGAGCAGCAAGCAGUCUAAAUCUGAGAAGGCCGCAAAGGAGUCCACCCCGAAGGAGGUCAAGAUUCUGAACAAGGGAUCAGCAAGCAAGAACGCAGAUGCUGAAAAAACGGACGAGACCAAGCCUGCUGCUCCCAGUGCGCCAGCUUCAGAGCGCAAGCGUGAACGUGGCAGCACGAGCAUUGCCAAGCAGAUGCUUCAGAGAGACCUGGGUAUUGGUCCUGCCGCUGGUGGCCGUCGCGGCCGCCGAGACGCUGCCCAAGAGCCCGCGAAAGCUGCUGAGAGUGCAACACCUAAGGAAGCCGCUUCGUCACCAGCUUCACCUUCGCCUGCUACUAACAACGCUACACCCCCUUCCAACCCUAGCAAAGCAGGCUCGGAAUCCCGCUCUGGCAAGAAGGAUUCUCGCCCUACGCGUGCGGAACGUCGUGCUCAAAAGGCAGCAAAAGCCAACGCUGAGGCCGCCGCUGCCGAUCAGACCAAGCCUGCUGCAGCUGCCACACCGCCCACAGGACCCAAAAUACUCAAGAAGCCUCAAAAUGCACAGCAACAGAACCAACAGGCCACACCUGCAACGACCACCCCCGUCAACGACGGUUCGGCCAACGCUCCCCCGCCCAAAGCACCCACCGGCCCCGCCGCCCAGCAGAACUCACCGGCAACUUCACGCCCCAACUCCUCCCGCAAGGCCAAUAACAACAACAACGCUUCCGCCGCGCCAACCGCUGCCGCACCAGUCGCCAGCACCGCUCGUCAAGCCUUCCUCAAGCACGCCAACCCCUCGCAGGGCAUCACGGAGCCCCUUAUCGAAGCCGCGCUCUCCGUUUUCGGCGCCGUCGACAAGGUUGAGAUCGACAAGCGUAAGGGCUUCGCGUACGUCGAUUUCAAGGAGCCCGAGGGCUUGCAGAAGGCCAUCCAGGCCAGCCCCGUCAAGGUCGCCGAGGGCGCCGUUCAGGUGCUCGAGCGCAAGGACAAGACGCCCGCUCAGCGUGCACCCAGAGUGCAGCCGCCCGCCGGUCCCGCCGCCGGCGCCGGUGGCCCGAUGGUUGGAGGUGGAGGAGCAGGAGGAGCGAGUGGUGGUCGGGCCGGUUUCAGGGGUGGUCGCGGUGGUCGUGGCCGUGGUGGUGGAGGAGGCGGCGGCGGGGCGAACGCGUCUCCCGCUAACGCUGCCGCCCCAGCUGCUGCUGCCGCGCCCAAGGCUCAGGCCGCCGCUGCUGAUACGCCGUCCUAA
Messenger RNA from Lasiodiplodia theobromae, 1992 nucleotides. Its product is annotated as Nonsense-mediated mRNA decay protein. The transcript is spliced from 2 exons. NCBI's taxonomy places the organism in Eukaryota, Fungi, Ascomycota, Dothideomycetes, Botryosphaeriales, Botryosphaeriaceae. Bases 1 to 1992 code for a protein of 663 amino acids. Gene Ontology annotation, cellular component: nucleolus; cytoplasm. The record is from RefSeq and is a predicted model, not a curated record. Gene Ontology annotation, molecular function: mRNA binding. Gene Ontology annotation, biological process: positive regulation of translation; nuclear-transcribed mRNA catabolic process, nonsense-mediated decay.